Molecule: messenger RNA, 1593 nt
Organism: Fusarium vanettenii 77-13-4
Lineage: Eukaryota; Fungi; Ascomycota; Sordariomycetes; Hypocreales; Nectriaceae
Exons: 4
Coding region: 1-1593 (530 amino acids)
Molecular function (GO): iron ion binding; oxidoreductase activity, acting on paired donors, with incorporation or reduction of molecular oxygen; monooxygenase activity
Source: RefSeq, a predicted model, not a curated record
AUGGCGGUCCCAGAGAUCAUCGCCAGCCUCACCUGGCAGCAGACUGGAUGCCUGCUCGCCGGUGUCUGGCUCAUCUACCUCAUCCAGCUGGUUAUCCAGAGAUUAUGGCUCAGCCCUCUGGCCCAUAUCCCUGGCCCCAAGCUGGCAGCUUUGACUCAGUACUAUGAGUUCUACUAUGACUUUGUCCUGGGGGGGCAAUACACCUUCAAGAUCAUCGACAUGCACGAAAAGUACGGACCUAUUGUUCGUAUCAACCCCUGGGAGGUCCAUGUGGGAGACCCCGACUUCUUCUCGGAGCUCUACACUGGACCCAGCCGGCGCCGGGACAAGUGGACGUUCUAUACACAACAGGCAAGCUCUCUUGCUGCCAUCGACCACAGCCUUCACAAGUUGCGGCGAAGUGCGCUGAACCCUUUCUCCUCAACUCAGACUGUGCGCAAAUUGCAGCCGGUGAUUGAGGAGAGAGUGGAUGCCCUUCUGGAUGCGUUCCUGAACUACGCCGAGGUGUCCAACGGUCAACCUUUGGAUGUCAUGUACCCGUACUCAGCCUUUACCAAUGACGUCAUCAACGAGUAUGCUUUUGCUCGAAGUGAUCAUCUUGUCGAGAAGUCGGAUUUCGGAGCUGAGGUCACCAACGACCUUCUUAUCGGCACCCACAUGGGGCCAUGCGUGCAGCAUCUCGACUGGGUGCUCACACUUGUCAAUGCUCUGCCCGAGUCCAUCUCGAACCGAUGCAUGCCUGGUUGGGGUGGUUUCUUGAAGAUGAAGAACGAUAUCCUUGAGCACAUUCACAGCAUCGACCCACCCCAAAGCACGGGCAAGUGGACGAUGGAUGGUGGUCACCCUACCAUGCUCUCGAGGCCUCGCUCAAUGCGGGUGAAGCAGUCACCCCAAGUUCAAGAGGGACAGAUCCUCGUCCAAGGUGGUACUCUCACCACCUCCUGGGCCAUGUCCCUGGCAACCUUCCACCUCCUCAACCGCCCCGAGACUCUUCGUAAGCUUCGCGACGAGCUCUUUGCUGCCAUUCCCGAUGCCCAUGAUACGACACCGCUUUCCCGACUUGAGAAGCUCCCCUACCUUGGCGGAGUUGUCAAGGAGGCACUGCGUCUUGGUAUCGGAACCAGCAGCCGGCUCGCCCGAGUUGCCGCAGACGAAACCCUCGUCUACCAUGACCACGUGAACAACACGGUCUGGCGCCUACCUCCUGGCUCCAUCGUGGGUAUGAGCCCAUACAAGACCGUCAUGGACGAGAACAUCUUUUACGAUGCCCGGGGCUUCCACCCUGAGCGCUGGGUUGAGGAUGGUGAGCGACUCGACAAGUACCUCGACAUCUUUUGCUCCGGCACCCGCGUCUGCUUGGGCAUGGCUCUCGCCCAAGCCGAACUCUACCUUAUGCUUGCCAAGAUCUUCCGCCGCUGGGGAAGUGGUGGUGUUGUCUUUGGCAGCGACGAUGGUGACCAACGUUUUGGAGAUGUUGGUUACUUGAGCAUCUACGAAACGAGGGUGCGAGACUGCGAGCCCGCUGCCGACUUUUUUAUGCCUAUCCCCUACAAGGGAUCCGAGGGCCUUCGCUUCGUCUUUGAAGCAUAUUAA